Messenger RNA from Colletotrichum karsti, 4653 nucleotides. Its product is annotated as Sec7 domain-containing protein. Gene Ontology annotation, biological process: regulation of ARF protein signal transduction. Bases 1 to 4653 code for a protein of 1550 amino acids. The record is from RefSeq and is a predicted model, not a curated record. The transcript is spliced from 4 exons. Gene Ontology annotation, molecular function: guanyl-nucleotide exchange factor activity. Lineage: Eukaryota; Fungi; Ascomycota; Sordariomycetes; Glomerellales; Glomerellaceae.
AUGUACGCCGAUACUCCUCGACGUUCGAGCCGUCGCCGUCCCGACCUCAACAUCGACACCUCACCUCCCACCGGUCACUCCAGGUCGCCUGUCGCAUCGCGAGAUCGAGAGUCUUCCGUCGGCCCGCCUGCUGUUCCCCAGACGCCGCCAAGCAACAGGAUCAAGCAGCCGCCGCCCACCUCUCUCUCCAAUCGCAAGGCCAGUUCCCGGGCGCUUAGGGGCCCCUCCGUCACUCGCCAUGCCGACGACUCCUUUCUAGACAACCCCGACUCUCCCGACAGCUUCGACAUGUCCUCGAACAAGGAGAACGAUAACCCAGACCCAUCUCGUCCCCGCGAUUCACACGACCUGUCGCUAUCCCCCCGCAAUGUUACACGCGACUCUCUCAUGACGAACAUGCUCAUAUCCCUCGACCAGUUCUCCAUGGGCGGCCCAGUAGGCGGUCAAUUCGGAAACGGGAGGAUAAACAUGUUUGAUGAACCCUCGCAACAAUACCCAUACGACACCGACGAUAAUAUGCCCAGGCCGGUACGUGGCGGCAGGGCAAACGGCCACGGAUACUCGUACAGCUCCGACUUUGACGCCGACGACGCGAGCAGGAUAUCUUCCAGAGGACGGAGGAGCAACAGCAGUUCCAACUUCCAGACCGGCCUACACCGCAUCAGCAGCAUGCGCGAGUCCAUGCGGAGCACACCCGGCACCCCGCGCCACAUGCAUUCUCGCGGGGGCAAGGGGAGCACCAAGAGCAGCAGCUCCAACAGUAUCGAUGCCGGCUACGCCCAGGUCCUGAGUAGCACGAGGUGGGCGUCUGGCUUCGGUGGGAGAUCCUCGAGCUUCGACUACGGCCACCGCCCGCCCGCUUUGCAGGCCACUCAGCAUCACCAACCCCAGCAUCAACCCCAGCACCAACCACAGCACCAGAACCAGGGACAAGCCCCCUGGCAUAUCGAAUUCUCCAACACCUUCUUCAACGACGACUACGACGCCGCCCCGACCCCGACCGUGCCUGGAGGACCCCGACGCAUCGUGCCCGUGACGCCUCCUACCGCGACGUAUCCCCGAUCUCCCGCGGCCGGGCCCGUGGCUGACGACGAAUUGGAACCCCCGGCCGUCAUUCUCGAGCGGAAACGAUCCAACAAAUCGACCAAGAGCACAGCUACGAGCCGCAAGGCAGAUACCAAAUCCGAUCACCCCCAUGAGGAGGUGCCGCCGCUACCCGCGUCCGCCUCCGCUCCCGCAGCUGCGCAUGUCCCCGCGUUCGAGAUUGACUCGGCACCCGCGCCACACGUGGGCUACGGCAAGACAAAAGAAAAAGAGGCGGUGCACGGAGCUCCGAUUCCGACACAAGCACCGUCACAAACAAAAGAAAAACCGGGGUUUUUCAGGCGAGUCUUUGGUUCGUCCAGAAACAAUGCUCCCAGUACCCCGUCCGAGACGCAAAAUUCCUCGGGCGUAACAUCCUCGACCUCUGUGGAUACCGUCGAUCAGAGGUCCGGCAAUCGAUCUCUCCACGUUGCCAACCAGAUGAAGCCAUCCACCUCCGCCCCGCCCUCGAGGGAUACAUCUUCGUCCCAUUCCCAUCAUCACGUGCUGCAGAAGAAACCGAGCUCUUUCUUCCGUCGCAGAAAGAAGUCUGUGUCCGCCGACGACGUUCCUCCUGUCCCGGCUCCCGCUGCUCUCGAGCCGCCCAUGCCCCCGCUGGUACCUCCCAUCCAGCUGCCCAUUACUAAGGACAAGCUUUCUGCGAAGCCCGAGCCCAGCCCAAUCAGUAGUUUGCGAAGGGUCAUGAACCCAUAUCUAAAAGGCAGCCCCCUGACGCCGAACACACCACUCACUCCUCAAUCUGCUCCUCCGCCAGCUGCUGAUUCCGACAUGGCGGCCGAUCGAGCUACCGCCUCGCAAGACGAGGCCGCAUCGGCAGAAGAGCACCCUCGCUCAUUCUCCCCCGAGUACGAUCCCAGCCCCAACGCACGCAUUCGAAAAGUCCGCUCCCGAUCCCGGGGCGAGGAUCGUUCGCCUUCCGACCACGAACGCCGCACCGACACUCCUACCCGACCGCCCCCAGAGCCUCCCGUAUCAAACGAGAGGAGGAACAACUCCUUCCUCGACAUCGACGGCAGCGACAACGAGGCAGACACGGAGUCCAAGCAGCGUGGUAAGACAAGGAAAGACAAGGGCCACAGGUCAGGCAAGACGGUCAAGGAUGCUUCCCCGUCGCGCAGGCCUUCCACCCGCAGGGAUGAUGCCACAAUCAGAGGAAGGAAGAACAACCGCCUCACCAUUGACACCACAGACUCUGACGAGGACGGCAACAAGUCGGGACUGAUCCUACCGAUCGAAGGCACUAGGUCUGCCAGUCGAGCUUCAGGAUCCACCACAACCGAGUACAAGUCUGCAGUCAGCGCGGCUCCGAGCGUCAGAGUCGAGAAUUCCGAGAGCAGCCCCAAGGUCCUGGGCACACUCGAGUCGAUGGGCGUGAAGACACUCGACGAGCCCGAGUUCGUCGUCGGAGACCCGACCGACGACGAUCGGCAAAAGGCCCAGAAGAUCUUUGACGGUAACGAGGACUUCAUUCAGAAGGAGAAGGCUGCCGCCUGGAUGGGCGAGGAGGGCCCUAUCCGGCAGAGAACCCUGCGCGCGUACAUGGAUCUCUACGACUUCACCAACAAGAGCAUUCUGCAGAGCCUUCGUCUGAUUUGUGAGCGCCUGGUCUUCAGAGCCGAGACGCAGCAAGUGGACCGUAUUCUGGUUGCCUUUUCCAAACGUUGGUGCGAGUGCAACACCAACCACGGGUUCAAGGCAUCUGACGUUAUUCACACAAUCUGCUAUUCGAUCAUGUUGCUCAACACUGAUUUGCAUCUGGCUGACAUCGACCAAAAGAUGACGCGGAGCCAGUUCGUGAAGAACACAAUGACCACGAUCACUCAGGCGGUGGCCGAGUCAGCUCCCGAGGCUUUUGAACGCCCAACCAUUUUGCCCGGCAAGACGAACAGCUCUCUCGGGGGCGAUGAUCCCAGACCGUCGGUCGAGGAGCGCUUCAUUUCCCGCCGAUUGUCGUUCCGCCCGCCGCCGAGAAACGAAGAGGGCUCAUCGGAGUUCCACGACGAGUGCGGGCCGCUGGUCAAGACGCCGUUCGACGGCACGAUGCGAGCCUGGGAGAGCCAGGUCGAAAUCGUGCUCAAGGACAUCUACGCCUCGAUCCGCGACGAACGCUUGCCGUUGUUUGGUGCGGACCCGUCCAAGAACCUGACGCCCACCACGAAUAGCCUGUCCGUCAUCGGCAUGCUGAAGCGAACGCCCAGCGUUCUGAAGCAGGUCACGACCUCGUAUGGGCAAUCCGGGAUUCUCUUCGUCGAGAACAAGCUUCGAGGACGGAAAUUCGAUUUGGAGCCCUACGGGUUCGUCGGCGACGUGGAGCAAGCUCUCGCUGGGGCGAACGCAAACCUCGAUUCCAUCGGAUUUGCCAACGCCCUUAGCCAGGCCAUCAUCCGUGACGAUGAAUCAUGUCUCGGCAAGGCUGCCUCGAUCAUGAGUGACGAACUGAAGAGCGCGCAGCUCCUCGAAGACGAGUCCCUCGAACUGGCCGGACCCCCGUGGGUAAAGGAGGGUAUCGUGACCCACAAGCACCAUCUGGACGGUAUUGACAAGAAGGCAAAGGACAGGCACUGGAACGAGGUGUUUGCCGUCAUCCAAAAGGGCCAGAUGAGUAUCUUCUCAUUCGGCACGGCCAAGUCCUCGGUCGGACGCAAGGGUCGCGGCCGCAACGCAUCCAAGGGCCCGGCCAUUGUUGGAGGGGGAAACUGGCAGGAGAAUGCUACUAACCUGGGCACGUUCAGUCUUCGGCAGACUUUGGCAUCGGCCUUGCCGCCGCCCGGCUACUCGAGAGCUCGACCCCACGUCUGGGCGCUCAGCCUCCCCAGCGGAGCCGUUCACCUUUUCCAGGUCGGCACGCCCGAAAUCAGCAAAGAGUUUGUCACGACGGCCAACUACUGGAGUGCACGAUUGAGCACGCACCCGUUGGUCGGCGGCAUCAGCAACAUCGAGUACGGGUGGAGCGACACCAUCAUCAACAACGCCCUCGUCACGGCUAUCAACGAGCAGACGACGACGGGCCAAUCCCCCGGUCGCAGCUCGCGACCGGGAAGCAGCGCUGCCAACCCUCGGCCGAGCUUGUCGAACGGGACAUUCCGGUCUGGCUCGCUUGACCAGGGCUCGGGCGGGGCUUACUCGAACGGCCGCGGCGCCAAGCUGCCCGGGGACAGAAUCACCAUUUCCGAUUGGGCACCUCCCGCGCAGAGCAUGAGACCCAGCAGCUUGUCCGAGGAGGAGCAGCUGGAGAGCCUCGGGGCGUACGUCAAGGGCAUAGAGGACGAGCUGCAAACGCACAACCAGCUGCGCAGCCCGAUGCUCCUUGCCUUCACGCCACGCAACGCCAAUGCCAACAAGGCCAUGGCCAACUGGGAACGCAAGAGCGCCUACCUACUGCGCGAGAUUGUCAAGUUCCGCACCUACGUGGACUGUCUGCAGCAGGCGACGCUGCGCAAGAACGAGAUUUACUCGGAGAGAGACCUGGCCAGGCGGGCAGCAAGGGGAGAGCUGGACGAAGGGGAGAUUGAGUUCGACGCGUCGCACGACGCCGCGAUCCGGACUUAG